This is a messenger RNA of Daldinia loculata, 1481 nucleotides long. Its product is annotated as Aldo/keto reductase. NCBI's taxonomy places the organism in Eukaryota, Fungi, Ascomycota, Sordariomycetes, Xylariales, Hypoxylaceae. The coding region runs from base 441 to 1481 and encodes 346 amino acids. The transcript is spliced from 4 exons. The record is from RefSeq and is a predicted model, not a curated record.
CAGCUUUCAUAUUUAAUCAUACAAUAAAUCUCAUCCUUCUUCUAAGUCUCCUGAUUUAUAUAUCUUAUUCUAUAAACCUAUAAUAAUUUGCUUCUAAAAAAGCUCGGGUCCAAUGUCACCGAAUGAAACCCGAAUAUAUCGAAUAGGAUGUGCAGACUGAGCUAUAGCUUAGUAAUACGCCCAAGACAGAGCGGGGGAAUAUUCCAAGAUCGUAGUGGGGGGUUAGCUCUCCGAUAUGUAACUUUAUUAGCAUGUAGAUGUUUGGUAUAUAUAUAAGAUCUUUGUAUACCUAGACCUAUACUAUAAAAGCACAUCUCGUGCAAGAGGCGGCAAAAAUCAUAAAGCUCGUCAAGUAAUAAAGCAAGCCGUUAAAAUAAACACUCCUCUCGCCCAUCCCUCAUCUUUCCAAGUUCCAACUGCUGCUGAGAUAUCCAACCAAGAUGUCGGCCCCUCCUAGCCUUCCGAAGAUGACCUACCGGUUCCUGGGCCGAUCGGGUCUCCAGGUCUCAGCGAUCUCCCUAGGUGGCUGGCUCACCUACGGCGGACACGUCGAUAACGAAAAUACUUUCACCUGCAUGAAGGCCGCUUAUGACAGCGGCAUUAACUUCUUCGAUUGUGCCGAGGGCUACGCGGAGGGCAAGUCAGAGGAGGUGAUGGGCGAGGCAAUCAAGAAGUUCGGCUGGAAACGCAACGACCUCGUGAUAUCGACGAAGAUAUAUUGGGGCGGCGCGUUUGGUGACAACCCCGUUAAUAACAAGGGGCUAAGCCGGAAGCAUAUCAUCGAGGGUAUGAACGCCUCGUUAUCUCGUCUAGGACUCGAAUACGUAGACCUAAUCUACGCGCAUCGCCCGGAUAGACUCACGCCGAUGGAGGAGACGGUACGCGCCUUUAACCACCUGAUCAACACCGGAAAAGCGUUUUACUGGGGCACGUCGGAAUGGAGCGCCGACGAGAUCGCCCAGGCAUGGCGCUACGCCGACAAAUUAGGUCUCAUUGGUCCUGUUAUGGAACAGCCAUUAUACAACAUGCUGGAUCGCGAGAAGGUUGAGAAAGAAUACGCUCAUCUGUACCGAGAAGUUGGACUUGGACUGACGGUAUUUUCGCCGCUGAAAACGGGCAUCCUCUCUGGCAAGUACAAGAACGGAAUCCCCCCUGAUUCGAGAUACGCCCAAGAAUCGGUCGAGUUUAUUGCGGGUUUCUGGAAGCGGACAGGUAAGGAGAAGUGGGAGGGCAUCAUCGAGCAGGUGAAUAAACUAGAGCCCAUCGCGAACCAACUCGGCGUUAAGCAAAGUCAGCUAGCCUUGGCGUGGGUGCUCAAAAAUCCGAAUGUGAGCUCCGCCAUCACCGGCGCGAGUAGUGCUGAGCAGGUGUACGAGAACGUGCAAGCCGUCGAGGUUGUGGACAAGCUGACCCCAGAGAUCAUGGCGAAGAUCGAUGAAAUCCUGGAGAACAAGCCGCCUGCAAUUAUUGAAAGGUUUUAG